GCACGUGCUCGUGCGGGAGCGCGAUGCGCGCGAGAGUGGGAGGACGCUCGCGCUGACGGGGUUCGAGCACAGCUCACGGUCAGUGCAGUGAUGGUGUGAGUGUCCGAGAGCCACCGCCUGGACUCCUCUGACAGGGUAAGUGUGUUUCUCUCGUGAGCGCUUGAACCAUGCGUCGCGAGCGCAGGACACCGGAGCGCCUCGGCUUCUGUGUUGUAGUGUGUUUAGACGCGCGCGGCGGCCUGACUAGUUAAGUUAACCAGCGAUUCUUUUCUGGAGAGCACAUGAAAGUCCACCACCACCACCAUCAUCAUCCAUCAUCUGUGCUGCUGUUACAGUCGGACAUGCUGAAGCCGGGCGAGCCGAGCGGGUCUGCUUUCCUCAAAGUGGACCCGACCUACAUCCAGCACUGGCAGCAGCUCUUCCCGCAGAACAGCGCGCUGAAAGCCGCUUCUCUUCCGCCUCCGGUGCCGCAGAGACCCAGCCUGAUCUCCUCCAGCUCCUCCAGCUCCAGCGCGUCUCCCGCGGGUCACAUCGCGCUGCUCGGACACCCGCUGAGCUCCGACGCCGCCGGAGGAUCGUCUCAAGCCAAAGAACUUUGUUUGUCGUCCAACUUUAAGAAUGAUAAAGGCUCGCGACUGAAGCUGAGCUCCGAGGAGCUGGACUAUUAUCUGUACGGACAGCAGCGGAUGGAGAUCAUCCCGAUCAACAACCACAACGGAGAGCUCAACAACCGCUGUGACAUGUGUGCGGACAACCGUAACGGAGAGUGCCCCAUGCACGGACCCCUGCACUCGCUGCGGAGGCUGGUGGGGACCAGCAGCUCUUCGGUGACCGCUGCUCCUCCAGACGUCCCGGACUGGCUCAGGGAUCUUCCUCGUGAGGUGUGUCUGUGCACCAGCACCGUCCCGGGUCUGGGAUACGGCAUCUGUGCGUCCCAGCGUAUCCCACAGGGCACCUGGAUCGGGCCCUUCCAGGGCGUCCCGCUGCCGCUGGACAAGGUGCAGUCGGGAUCCGUGCGAAACACAAGACACUUAUGGGAGAUCUACGAUCAGGAGGGAACCUUACAGCACUUUCUUGACGGGAACGAGCCCAGUAAGUCGAGCUGGAUGAGGUACAUCCGCUGCGCCAGACACUGUGGAGAGCAGAACAUGAUGGUGGUGCAGUACAGGUCGUGUAUCUUCUACCGGGCGUGUGCAGAUAUUCCUCGAGGAACAGAGCUCCUGGUUUGGUACAAUGACAGCUACACGUCUUUCUUCGGGAUCCCGCUGCAGUGCGUCGCACAAGACGAAAACCUGAACGUGCCGUCUUCUGUCAUGGAGGCAAUGUCUCGUCAGGACUCGCUCCAGCCCUUCAGUAAGAGUCCCAAACCCUCGUCUUCCUCGCUGCUGCCGCGCUCCAUGGUCUUCCCUCAGACGCCCUGCUCUCGGAGCUUCUCUCUGCUGGACAAGAGUCACGUGGAGUCCAGCCUGAGUCAGAUGAGCGGGAAGAACCAGCGAGUGCUGGCCAGCCCCACGUCCACCAGCCAGCUGAGCUCCGACUUCAGCGACUGGCAUCUGUGGAAGUGUGGCCAGUGCUUCAAGACCUUCACGCAGAGGAUCCUGCUGCAGAUGCACGUGUGCACGCAGAACCCCGACAGGCCGUAUCAGUGCGGUCACUGCUCGCAGUCGUUCUCGCAGCCGUCCGAGCUCCGCAAUCACGUGGUCACACACUCCAGUGACCGGCCCUUCAAGUGCGGCUACUGCGGCCGAGCCUUCGCCGGAGCCACCACGCUCAACAACCACAUCCGCACACACACCGGGGAGAAGCCUUUCAAGUGUGAGCGGUGCGAGCGCAGCUUCACGCAGGCCACUCAGCUCAGCAGACACCAGCGGAUGCCCAACGAGUGCAAACCCAUCAGCGAGAGCAGCGAAUCAAUCGAGGUGGAUUAACUGAUUGACCGGCCGGAAUUAAACAGCCAGAGAAAAUCAUGAUUAAAUGUCACGGACACUUAAGCAAAACCAAAGAUUUCCUCGGAGAAACUCUCAAUCACACGCAGAAAACCAAAAGCAGUUAUAAAGUAAGUGAGAUGUUAAGAGACAUCGAU
Molecule: messenger RNA, 2083 nt
Organism: Carassius gibelio (silver crucian carp)
Lineage: Eukaryota; Metazoa; Chordata; Actinopteri; Cypriniformes; Cyprinidae
Product: putative histone-lysine N-methyltransferase PRDM6
Exons: 7
Coding region: 282-1928 (548 amino acids)
Cellular component (GO): nucleus
Molecular function (GO): protein binding; histone methyltransferase activity
Source: RefSeq, a predicted model, not a curated record